CUAUGCUGUACCUACUGUAUACCUACUCCGUAUUUCUGAUCCUGGUAUUUUGGGAUGCCGUACAGCCUCUGUCCGAACUUUAACCGUACUAUAGCACGCAAUGUCCUUACUUAAGCAUUCCAAGACCGUUGUUAAAACUACUGUACCGCUCUGACUGUUCAAACUUUCAGAUGUUUCACGCCCCAAGGGUCCUUGGGUUGGCGAGAGUGAGGAGAGAGGGGCUAGGUUGUAACAGUGACCAUUCUUCAUUCGUUCAUCCUGCCCUCCACCAGUCAGCUGCACACUGCGCAGGCGUGUCUCACGAAACUCGCUCACAUUGGUUGUAAAGUUUGUGCGAUGGAUUGUUUUUCUAUGCGAUGCGGAAGAUCCCUGUACAGAUGGAUCAUUCCGCCACACGCCUACGAGCCGCCGCCAGCCCGCCGAUAGCCUUCUGUGUCGCCAGAUACAGGCUACUGGGCUGGUAGUUCCCUUCCCACCCGCGAGGCAUUUCAGCGCAGAAUGUUUUUUUUUUUUUUGCCCCUGGCCCCUUAUUUCCAGUCAAGUUUGAGAACCCUGCCGCACUCCCUGGUCCAUUCUGUAACCGGAACUCCCCCAUACAUAAUUUUCAAAUAGGCGCCUGGCCAAGUAUCUGAACUUCUGAAGAGCUUUGCCGAGAGUCUACUAUCAUAGGUCAAUAAUAUUCUCCGGUUGCUCGUCUCGACACGAAAUGGAGAAGCGUCGACUUAUUCUUGCCGCUCUUAUUCUAUGCGCCCUUGCGUCCAUGGCCUCCUCGAAAGUGCUGCUUACGCGAGCGACGGCCAUUCUCACGGGACUCAAUCUCGCUGGAGGCCCCAAUGGUGGCACACUGCUCGGAUAUGGAAGAGCUACCAUUUCCAUUUACACAAAUGGGUUGUUUUACGAGGUGCGGACGUUUGUGAGGGCCAGCAACCUCUACAGCAACGGCAAUCUCCCUCUAUAUGGAGUGUACAUUGGCGGCCGUUUCACAGCUCCAGACAGUGCAUACGUGCGUGUGCCGCCAUUCAUCAUGAACUGGAGAAACAGCACCCUGGGCGGACCCAUUAACAAGCAGGUUAAGUUGUACAGUUACCAGGCGACUAGGGAGGUCGUCUACCUCACUCACUUCUUGUACAAGUUCUCCCCAGCAUACAAGCUCAUGAACAAUCCGCGAGGCCAUUUUGCCGUUAUCUCCUAUUACGGCAACCAGUGUGCGUUAAGGGGGCAAUUUAUCAGGACUUAUGGCUUUUUAAAUUAGAGGAAAUACCAUUUACCAGUGCUUUCUGUUGUAUUUGCGUGUGCUUAAAUAUAGCGU
Messenger RNA from Closterium sp. NIES-67, 1309 nucleotides. The record is from the annotation of a GenBank genome assembly. Lineage: Eukaryota; Viridiplantae; Streptophyta; Zygnematophyceae; Desmidiales; Closteriaceae.